Messenger RNA from Maudiozyma saulgeensis, 1101 nucleotides. The record is from the annotation of a GenBank genome assembly. NCBI's taxonomy places the organism in Eukaryota, Fungi, Ascomycota, Saccharomycetes, Saccharomycetales, Saccharomycetaceae.
AUGUGGAACUUUACUUCAUCAAUUCCCAUUGUAAAUACCCCUCAUCAUUUGAAGUGUAAAGUUCCACCAAAGGAUAUACCUGAAGAUCCUCCAAAGGAACCUAAGAAGGGCGUCUCAAAUGCUGAUUCAUCACUCUUUCAUUGUAUGCUUGCGGGUGGAGUUGGUGGGAUUAUCGGUGAUACUGUAAUGCAUUCCCUAGAUACCGUUAAGACUAGACAACAAGGUGCACCAAAUAUUUUAAAAUAUAAGAAUAUGAUUCAAUCAUAUAGUACCAUAUUGAUUGAGGAAGGAGUACGAAGAGGUCUAUAUGGUGGUUAUUCUGCUGCAAUGUUGGGUUCAUUCCCAAGUGCUGCCAUCUUUUUUGGAACUUAUGAAUUUACAAAAAGAAAAAUGAUUACUGAUUGGGGAAUUAAUGAUACUACCUCCCAUUUAGUUUCUGGCUUCCUUGGUGAUUUUAUUUCAAGUUUUGUAUAUGUUCCAUCAGAAGUAUUAAAGACAAGAUUACAAUUACAAGGUAAAUAUAAUAAUGAACAUUUCUUUUCGGGUUACAAUUAUAGAAAUCUUAGAGAUGCAGCAAAGACGAUAACCAAGAAUGAGGGUGUUCGUGCUUUAUUUUAUGGUUAUAAUGCUACUCUUGCAAGAGACUUACCUUUCAGUGCUUUACAAUUUGCAUUUUAUGAAAAAUUUAGAGAAGCUGCAUUUUCAUUUGAUAAAAAAAAUGCAAAUUCAGAAAGUCUCACAUUACCAUUUGAGAUUCUUACAGGUGCCGCUGCUGGUGGUUUGGCAGGUAUUAUUACAACGCCCUGUGAUGUAGUGAAGACAAGGUUGCAAACUCAAAGAAGCCCGAGUAAUUUACCAGACACUCCUACAAUGACACAUAUCCCCGUAAAUAAUACCAAUAAUAAUAAUAAUAAGAGACAACCUGUUGUCCUCACGGAUUCUAUAUUCAAAAGUUUUAAAGCAGUAUAUCGUACAGAAGGUCUCAUUGGUCUAUUCAGUGGUGUUGGACCAAGAUUUGUAUGGACAAGUAUACAAAGUAGUAUAAUGCUGUUAUUAUACCAAAUGACAUUAACACAGUUGCGUAAAUCAUCCGUAUUAUAA